AUGGUGGCAGGUCCCAACCAAACUGGUGGCACUCAUUUAGUCAUCUUCUCCACCAGUGUGUAUGCCAAUGACAACCUGCUCAGGGAAGGCAUUGAAGAGACAUCAAAGGUGAUUGGAAAUGUAUUAACAUCUAGCGAAUUAAGGGAAAAGGUGGUGCUUGUCAUGAAUGCGGAUUUUUCCUUCACCUUUGGCAAGUUAAAUGGAAGUUCCAUCAGCAAAUUUUCCAUAUUUUCCAGGAAUCCGGUGUCUGAGCCGACGAGGGAGCUCGAGGUGGUGGGGCAAAGGAAGAAGUUUAGGAUGGCCAGUUGUUUUUAUGAGAGCAAGAUACAACCGGUGAUGGGAUUAUUGAGUAUAAUGUAA
Molecule: messenger RNA, 360 nt
Organism: Lotus japonicus
Lineage: Eukaryota; Viridiplantae; Streptophyta; Magnoliopsida; Fabales; Fabaceae
Product: dirigent protein 15-like
Exons: 1
Coding region: 1-360 (119 amino acids)
Source: RefSeq, a predicted model, not a curated record